AUGAAUAUAUUUACCAGAUGUGUAUUUUUGUAUUCAUUCAUCCUAUUAUUUGUAAUUUGCACAAAUGAUAAUAACCAGUCGAAUAACACCGAUGAAGGGGGGGGGAAGGACAAAUCAGGCAAAGGGGGCUUCGACUUCAGCCAACUGGGGGAUAUUUUGAGUUCCCUCAAUGGGAAAGGAGAUAAGGGUGGAAACGCAAAUAAUAACGGUGGCCAGUUUGACAUGUUAAAUAAUCUUUUAAACCAGAAGGGCUCUUCAGGAGGAGGUUUGGAAAAUCUUAUGAACCUUUUUAAUAGUGUCAAUAAUAAAGGAGGAGGAAAUGCAAAUUUGAAUAAUUUAGAUAUGGGCAAAAUGAUGGACAUUCUGAAGCAGUUUGGUGGGGCCGCCAAUAGUGGUGCUCAGGGUGGUGGUAAAGGCACGGGCGCAGAUGGACAGAAAGCUAACCCUAUGGAAUCUUUUGGAAAUUUGCUAAAAAUGAUGACUGCCGGUGGGAAUAAGGGAGCUGACGGGAAGGAUGGCAAUCCAUUGGAACACUUAACCAGUCUGUUGGGUAAUUUAGGAGGGAAUAAGGGCGCUGAUGGAAAGGGUGCUAAUCCAUUAGAACACUUAACUAGUAUGUUGGGUAAUCUAGGAGGGAAUAAGGGAGCUGAUGGAAAGGGAGGAAAUCCAUUAGAACACCUAACCAGUAUGUUGGGCAACUUGGGUGGGAAUAAGGGCGCUGAUGGAAAGGGAGGAAAUCCAUUAGAACAUUUAACUAGUAUGUUGGGUAAUUUAGGAGGGAAUAAGGGCGCUGACGGGAAGGGAGGAAAUCCAUUAGAACAUUUAACUAGUAUGUUGGGUAAUUUAGGAGGGAAUAAGGGCGCUGACGGGAAGGGAGGAAAUCCAUUAGAACAUUUAACUAGUAUGUUGGGUAAUUUAGGAGGGAAUAAGGGAGCUGACGGGAAGGGAGGAAAUCCAUUAGAACACUUAACCAGUCUGUUGGGUAAUUUAGGAGGGAAUAAGGGCGCUGAUGGAAAUGGUGGUAAUCCAUUAGAGCACCUAACAAGUCUGCUGGGGAAUUUGAGCAAUAAAGGAACUGAUGGAAAGGGAGGAAAUCCACUGGAACAGUUAACGAAUCUGCUUGGAAAUUUGGGCGGGAAUAAAGGGACCGAUGGGUCUGCAGGUGGUAACAACAAACUGAUGGGCGAUAUUCAGUCCCUGUUGGGUAAUUUCCUCAACGGAGAGAAGAACAAUAAUGUACCAUUCGCAUUAGACAAAAGUGUAAUGGAUGGAUCUACAAACAAAGAAUCCAUCACGUUACAGUAUAAUCAAAGCGAAAGGGAUAUCCUCAAAGAACUCCAAAAUUUAAUAAACAAAAGUAAAGGGAUGAGUGUCACUGGAAGUACCAAAGAGAUGGAAGAGAAGAAUUUUAAACUGAAAAAUUUUUUCAAUUCCCUUAAGGGAAAAUACAAUCCCUAUUCCUAUGAGAGAAAAAUUCUAAAUGAUAUAAUCAGUGAAGAAGAUAUUAAGGAUAAGUACAACAUUGAUGACGAUUUUGAAAGAAACAUUUACAUUAGUGCAAAUGACACAAGUGUUAAUUACGAAGAAAUGAGUGAUGAGGAAAAGGAGAAGAAGACAGAGAUGUUUGCGGAUGUAAACGAAUUGGAUGAUAAGGAUUCCGUUGAAAGUGGAUCUAUCAAUAGCCACAUUUUAAGAAAGAACAAAUUAGAAAAUGAAAAGCUUCUUCGUGGGUUAAUAGCAGGGGAAAGCGAUAAUUUACGUGAAUGUAACUGCAUGUCGAGUAAGGAAAAGAAUUGUGUGCUCUCCUACAUCAAUUAUAACAACUUGGAGUAUAUGCUAGAUAGCUUAAAUAUAGAUGUAAAAAAAAUGGUGAAGCAGUAUAGAGUUUCUGGUUCUCAUAAUAAUGUUGCUUCUCCUUAUACAAAGUCGGAAUCAUUUCUGGUUCCAUUACCUCCCUUGAAUGCGAAAGCAGAUGUGAGGGAUACAUCCAAGUAUGUAUUGAGAGUACCUCGUGUUCUUUUCCUGUCAACGAAGAAGGCGUUCUCCACCUCCAUGGAUCGAUACUUUUUCAAUUUGUACGAUAUAAUGGAAAGCCAAUUAAAAUGGAACACCUAUAUGUGGGGCUACGGGUUCAAGUACUACCCUCUAUUCUUUACGAAGAAUCUACAUACCUUGUUGCACAAUUAUGAAAAGCAGAUAGGAAAAGAACCAUUUGACAUCAUCUUUGUCCACACCAGUUUUGUGUCCAACUACUACAACCAUUAUUUUUUUCUUAAAAAUAUGCCCAGGAUGACUACCCUCAUAUUUAUAAAUGAUGGAUGGGACAACAAUGUGAAGAAUGCCUACUUGAAUUUAUUUCCGCACAUAUUUUUCCAAAACCAGGUAAAUAUAUUUGAGUAUAGCCCCCUGAACAAUAUUGACUCAGGGUCGGAGAAAAAAAAACUCAUAAACAGUUUAUGGAACAAGGUUUCCAAUAAUGAUUCCAACGAAGUGAUAGCAAAUAAGCAUAAGAAGAAGGGAAAAAAAAACAAAAGUAAGAAAAAGAAAGGAGAUACUGAGGUAGGUGCUGAUGAUGAGGAGGUGGAUGAGCAGGAGGAACAACAGACGAAGAAGAAUGAGUUGAGUAGUGGUGGGGAAGAUGAACACGAUGAUGAUGAAAAUAAAACAUUGUGGGCCUUCCUACCACAUGGGGUGAAUCCCUGUUGUUUGGAUAACUUUGAAAAUAUGUUUGAUGUGAAAGAGAAUGAUCCGAAUGACAAUUCGAAGGAAGUAGUGGUUAGUCCUACCUUUUACCAUGAUUUAGCCAAAAAAAUGAAAAAGAAGAAGAAGAAUACUCCCCAACUGGAGCUAUCGUACUCUCUUCUGGACUUGUUCCUACCGGCAUGUACCUACAAGGAUAGCGUGCCUACCUUUCUGAACAACGCACAUAGAGAUAUUGACAUACUCUACCUAUGCAACACAACAUCAAGCAAUUACAAUGAUUUCUUAAUUCAGAAGGUUAUGGAUUAUAUUUAUAACAAAGACAUAAGUAGCCUCAAACAUCGAAUAAAGAAAUACGAGUUUGAUCUGUACUACUGGAAAGUAUGGGGUAUGCAGACGACACACAAGUUGAUAAAGAACAAAUUAAAGGAAUACCACCACAUGUUGCGAAGGAGCAAAGUCUGUAUAAUUAGUGCAAAAUUUGCAGGUAUGUUGAAUAGAAUGGUUAUUGAUGCUCUUUUCAAUGGCUGCGUUGUCAUCACCGAUAAGAGCCAUAACAAGGAUAUUAACAAGUAUAUUGUUACUACGCGGAUACCAUAUGAGUAUUACGAAAUAAGCGAUCUCAUUUACAACACAGAAAAUAUGAAUAACAUUUCUAACGAUAUGGUAGAUAAGAUUAACCUGACCUUGGAGGAAGUAAAUAGUGGCAAGAAAGACGCUCUCAAAUUCGAGGCGUUUAAAACGGUUAUGAACACUUAUACCUACCAAGGCGUUAUCCUGAACUGGAUACUCCCCACGUUGUAUUUCCACUACAAUAAGGAGAAGUAUGAAAUUGUGAACAACUACUUUGUUUUGCCACAAUAUUUUGAGGAUGUCAUUUCCAAAAGUUUGAAAACCACCAGUGCCCAGAGGGAGAAAAUCAUUGCCAAUAUUGACCUGUCCCUCCAGGAGGAUCUCAUAAUGAAUAACAAUGAAGUAGCUACCUGGUGUAUUAUCUGGGUUCUUAUCUUCGCUGUCAUCGUGUUUUACCUGCUGCGGAACAGUAACCUCCUCAGCGCCCUGUUCAAGCAGAGGAAACUGCAUCUCUGA
Molecule: messenger RNA, 3789 nt
Organism: Plasmodium knowlesi strain H
Lineage: Eukaryota; Apicomplexa; Aconoidasida; Haemosporida; Plasmodiidae
Product: golgi protein 2, putative
Exons: 1
Coding region: 1-3789 (1262 amino acids)
Source: RefSeq, a predicted model, not a curated record